Molecule: messenger RNA, 645 nt
Organism: Triticum urartu
Lineage: Eukaryota; Viridiplantae; Streptophyta; Magnoliopsida; Poales; Poaceae
Source: RefSeq, a predicted model, not a curated record
AUGGCGAUUAGCAGCCGCAACACGGUCACCCUCCGCAGCUCCCACGGCGAGGAGUUCGUUGUCCAAGCGGACACGAUCGCGGCGGCGUCGGCGCUGAUCAAGCAAACGAUGGAGAAGGACUGCGCCGCCAGCGUGAUCCCGCUACCCCAGGUGACCGGCCGCAUCCUCGCCCGCGUCGUCGACUACUGCAAUCGCCAUUACGCCGACGCCGACGCGGCCGCGUACGCGUACGCCAGUCCCUUCUUGGUCGACCCCGACCUGGAGCGCUUCGACACCGACUUCGUCAGCGGCAUCGACCAGGACACGCUCUUCAUGCUCCUCCUCGCCGCCAAAGACCUCGACGUAGAGGGGCUCCUGAACCUGGCGUGCAAGACGGUGGCCGACCAGAUGAGGGGCAAGACGGUCGAGGGCAUGCGCGCACACUUCGGCAUCGUCAAUGACUACACCCCGGAGGAGGAGGCUGAGCUCCGCAGGGAACUUUCAUGGGCGUUGUAGUAAACACACAAAUCACUACCCAAUCACGUUCUUCUUUUUUUACUUUUGGCGAUUUGUUGCUGCCAUGGACUAGCAACGUUCCUCGGUGCUCGACUUCAUGAUAGUAGUUUCUUAUACACAUUUAAUGGGAUAUGUCAGGACCUAUUUUCU